Macroventuria anomochaeta is the source of this 5345-nucleotide messenger RNA. RefSeq names its product kinesin. The record is from RefSeq and is a predicted model, not a curated record. The coding region runs from base 273 to 5345 and encodes 1690 amino acids. Gene Ontology annotation, biological process: mitotic spindle organization; microtubule-based movement. NCBI's taxonomy places the organism in Eukaryota, Fungi, Ascomycota, Dothideomycetes, Pleosporales, Didymellaceae. The transcript has 5 exons. Gene Ontology annotation, molecular function: ATP binding; microtubule binding; microtubule motor activity.
CUCGACUGUUCAUUUUCAUUCAGUGAAUCUCCUGCGCAGAAGCUCGUGCGUCACUCUGACUGCAGUUGCGCGUUGCCGCACGAUAGGGAUCAAUUGCGCGCACCUUCACCUGCCCCAUGCAAACGCGAGCUGCCUCCACCCGCCAUUAUUACCGCCUCUCGGCACUGCUACACCUAAACAUCACUUUCGACACGUAAUUGCCUCACCACCGCUACGUUACACAGCGACACCGCACCUUUCUCGACGAACGGCGCUGCCGUGGCCGCAUCAUCAUGGAGUCCCCGCCGACAUCGCCGCCAGCGCGCGGUAAACGUCCUAUGAGCGCAAUGGUCAGGCCCAAUCGCAGCUCGAGUCGAUUAAGUAUGAGCAGCAAGAUGGGAGGGAGCCGUGCUUCAGACGACGAGAGCAAGACGGCAGUCAAAGUGGCUGUCCGAGUACGCCCCCCACUGAAGCAGGAGGACCCAGGGUUCGAUCUCGUGCCCCAGCGAUUCCGUUCGCCGCGCUGUCAUGUCACCUCACCCACCAGUCUCUCUGUCGACCCAGCUUCGGGCGGCCGAAAAGUCUUCGUCUUCGACCGCGUGUUCGGGGAGGAUGUCGACCAGGAAGGCGUCUUCGAGUACGUCUCUGACAGCGUCAAUUCCUUCGUGGAGGGAUACAAUGUGUCCAUUUUGGCGUACGGUCAGUCAGGCGCCGGCAAGUCUUAUACCAUGGGUACGACAGGGCCCAGCGACCAGGGCAACGCUCAAGUCAUGGGCAUCAUCCCCCGCGCAGCCGCGCUCCUCUAUGAAAAGCUCGAAGGACCCAGCAUUCAUGCGCCUGGAUCUGGCAUACGCCCUCCCAACUCUCGUGUCUCCAGCAUGGGUUCACAACACUUCUCCAGCAAGUCAUCUUCCAAGAAGAGUUGGCAACUCACAGCCACCUACGUAGAGAUCUACAACGAACAGCUGCGCGACCUCUUGCUCUCCGACACAGUACCAUCCGCUCAACGCCCAGAGGUGGCCAUCCGUGAAGAGCCUGGAGGCCGAAUCAUACUCGCCGGUCUCACCCAAGUUGUAAUCAACUCAGUAGAGGAUCUUUUGAAUGCACUGAACUUUGGUUCUUCCAUUCGCCAGACUGACGCGACCGCUCAAAAUGCAAAGUCCUCACGUUCGCACGCUGUCUUCAGUUUGAACCUUGUUCAAAAGAAGAGCUCGUCUGCCCCCACCACCACACGCGAGAAACGCCGAUCGGUACCUCUUGAAGCUAUGUCAGGCUCCGGCGAGAACUUGGUCACAAUCGACAGCAAGCUGCACUUUGUGGAUCUAGCAGGAAGUGAAAGGCUGAAGAACACACAAGCUUCGGGCGAAAGGGCAAGAGAGGGUAUUUCCAUCAACGCUGGGUUGGCAAGCUUGGGCAAGGUCAUCUCUCAGCUGUCCUCACGCCAUCACAACGCUCACAUCUCCUACCGAGACUCACGCCUUACACGACUCCUUCAAGAUUCCUUAGGUGGAAACGCUAUUACGUAUAUGAUUGCGUGCAUCAACCCGGCAGAGUUCCACCUUAGCGAAUCCCUGAACACGGUACAGUACGCACAACGCGCGCGUGCCAUCCAGAUCAAGCCACAGAUCCAACAAAUCCACGAUGACAGCGACAAGCAAGCAACGAUUGCACGGCUCCGGAACGAAGUCCAGUUCUUGCGAGAUCAGAUGAGGAUCUCCCAGAACACAGACCGGCUCAAAACAGAUCCGAGCGAACGCGCCAAUCAGCAAUAUGAGCGCGAAAUGGAACUUCAAAACCAGCUUCUCGACUUCCAAGAGAACUACACCGCUCUUAGUCUCCGUCACUCUAAGCUGAUUGCUGAGAUCUCCAGAGUACGAGACGACGACGCUGCGGAUACACCCAUUCUCAGAGGCACCGUUGGUGAUUCUGCGCUCGAGCGCCUGAAAAGAUCUAAUACGUUUGCAGAUGCAGUCGAAGAUGUGGUAAUGGAGUACGAGAAGACGAUCCAGACACUGGAAUCUUCUCUUUCAAACACUCGAACGUCUAUGUCUGGGCAAGAAAGCGAACUUCUUGAGAGAGAAGCUCGCAUUUCUCUGCUCGAGAGUCAGAACCACCAGCUGCAAACCCGCAUUCAGAAAGCCGUGGAGCGUGAUGCUAGCAACGAAGAAUACGUGAAGUCACUCGAACGUCAAAUCGACAGUUCCGCGUCAGGCGUUGAAAGAACCGAUACUACUAUCUCUGAUCUCCGCGAGAAGUUGCAGAAGGCCAGGGAAAACGAGUCAAGCUGCGAGGAGUACAUCUCUACCUUGGAAGAGCGCCUUGCCGAGAACGAGCAGGAGGUUGAAGUCAUGACGCGCGAAAUUGAGCGUCUCAAGCACGUGGUUGGGAGACAACGCAGUAUUGGAAAGCUGGACAAUCUUCUUUACGAACUCGACACUGUACGCCAGGUAGACGCCAAACCUGAGGAAGCCUUGGCAAACGGUCACAGCAGGGGCCCCAGCGAUCCCUUCAUCGAGAAGCGAGUCUCUGGUGGUGGUCAAGCUCCACUCGAAGGCGCUCGUCACUUCAGCACUACAGUAGAUGCUAUCGCAGAGGAGGAUGAUGUCGAGCGUCCUACUACUGCAGGAGCAGCAAGUGGCAAAGGCGGGUCGGUAGCGCAGGACGACAGCCGCUCAGUCAAGAGCAUCUCCGUCAGAGCCCUCACUGCAGAGAAUGGCAUGGAAGAACCAUCAAGUCCUGCGCAGUCGAGAUUCGUUCACGAUAAGCUCGACUCUGUCACACAAGAGCUCUUCGAUCUUCGUGUCGAGCAUGAAGGGACCUUGCAGGAUUAUGAGAAGCUUGCAAGCAAGUACCAGGAAGCUUUGCGUACUUUGGCUUCCCUUCAAGACACUGUAGACGAAGCACGCCACGGAUCUUCUCGUUCGUCGGCUUUUUUAGGCAGCGCCGAAGCCAACGGCCUCGACAAGGAGCUUGGAAAGCCUACAUCAUCGCGUGCAUUGUCAUCGGAAUUGUACUCAGCAGAGUCUCACAACAUUACUACACCUGAGGAUGCCACUGAGGCUGGCCAUGAACAGGCUGACGCUCGCCGGUCAUCGACUGCUUCCACUGAGAGUGGAUAUUCCGUUCCAAAAGCAAUCCUCGUUCAGGAGUUGCAGUCUUUAAAGACACUGCAUGCUGAGAAGGAACAGCGUGUCGCUGAGCUCAAGCGGGACUACUCUGAUCUGCAAGAGCAACAUCAAGACGCGUUGGAUUAUGUCGAAGAGCUCAAGUCUGAGGUAUCGAAGGCCCAGCUGACCGCGCGCCCAAGCUCCCCGUCGGUACAUAUGAUCCGCCGCAAGUCCAGUCAGGCAUUACUCUCGAACGACCGCUCUAACCGUGCUGUCAACUCGCUCCGUAGCCUGGCGCUGGACAAGCUCGAUGAAGAACCUGCCCUGGCUUUUGAGAACAACCUGAGCGCAAUAAUGACGGAGCUCAAUACCAGAUCCGAAAGGGUCCAAGAGCUGGAGUCUGAGGUGGGAUCCGUACGAAAAGAGAUGGAGGCCAAGAUGACUCUGAUCAGUGGCUUGACAAAGGAGAGAUCCAGUCUGAAAACCUCUUCACCUCUGGACAUCGCUAUUGUUGCUACCAUGCAAGAUCAGAUUAGGCAGAAUGAGGAGCAGAUGAAGGAGCUGAAGAACUCGCAUGCUCAGCGGGAGCUUGAACUACGAGAGCAAGUAGCCCUCCUCACAGCUUCGGCAAGAUCACCAGAGUCCUCAGAAGAGGCACUGUCUGCUCGCCAACUACCCGAUGCCGCUGAGCAUGAUGCCAACGUGACUGACGAUGCGACACGUCAUCGACAGCUGAUCAGCCUCACGAACGAGGCCGCCCAAUGGCAAUCAAAGCAUCUCGAGGCUAUCGAAGCCACUAAGGCUUCCGAGAAGCAGCAUCUAAGCACAGUCCGAGAGCUAGAAUCUGCCAUGGAGCAGCUCCAGGCGAACCACACCGCCCGGCUGAACGAGCUAGAGGACACUAGAGGUGCCGAGGCUAAUGCUGCCCGUCUCGCCGAGCUUGAACAAUCACACGCGAACAUCAUCAAGCAAGUGGAGGAAGAUUCGGAAGCUAGAGCGUUGACUGAGAAGGAGCUCGAUACCCACAAGUCGCUCGUGGCCAAUCUCGAAAACCAGAUUGAAGAGCACAAGGCCGCCAUUGAUUACCACGAGCAGGGGAUGGACUCCUUGCAGAAGUCUCACGCAGCUGAGCUGGAGAAGUUGACCUCCGAGCUUACAACACACAAGGAGUCAAACGCUGUGCUACAGACCGAUCUCUCCAGAGCCAAGGAAGAGUUGGAAAACCUUCUGCAGGGCGUUUCUAUUGCCUUGAACCAAGAGAUUGCUGUUGGCCAAGUGCAGUCGCAAGUCGAGUCUCUGGUUGAGGCCCGCAAGUCACUCACAGCCCGCAUGGACCAAGCUCUCGACGAUCUUCAGGCAGCUAGACUUGAGCUAGCUGAUGCGACCAAGACAAUCGACACUCUGAAGGAGAACAUGAAAAAGUUCGAGGUGCUUAACGCCGAAACCAUCGAGGAGCUUGAGCGCGUCAGCGAGAAGGAACAGAAGAGCUCCCGUCUGGUUCAGGAGCUGGAGGAUCAGCUCAACCAGAACUGGGACCAGCAUGAGGCGACCAACAACCGCCUGUCUGCUCUUCAGACAGAGCGCAGUCGUGAGCUACAGGAUGUCAUUGUGCAUCGCGAACAGCUUGAGAAGGAUGUCGAAGACUCCCGGGCCAAGAUCGCCCUUCUUGAGUCACAGCUCGCAGAUGUCAAGCGAAACUCUGGCCGCGUUUCCAUGGAUCCUCGCGAGGAUCUUCAGAGAUCCAACUCGAACAACUCCAAUGCUCGCAAGAGCUUGAACAUGUCUCUCCCUUCGCCACCACCAGCUAUUCCGCUGCCUCCUCUGCCGCCAAACAGCCCUCCUCCCAGCCAGGUCAAUGCUCCUUCGCCACCCGCCUCGCGUCACCAGAGCAAGGACAUUGCACAAGCUCAGUUGGUCGAAGACCAGGAGGCUCGCAUUCGUACCAUCGAGAAGCACUUGUUUGCUGAGAAGCAGCUGACAGCUACUCUCGAAGAUGCCCUGACGGAUCUCGAAUCUUCGAGCCAAAAGACCAAGACCGAUCUGGAUCAGUACAGGAAGAAGUGCGCUGGACUCGAGGAGGAGCUCAACGCCAUGCGCAAGGAGCGCCAUGCUGCGCGCCACUCUCUUCAGGCUGUCGAGGAAGAGCGCAACGCUCGUCUACGCGUGGAGGCAGAACGCGCACACCUCGAGGCCCGCAUGGCCGCUCUCAACGAUGCCAACAGGAAGAGCAAGAAGAAGGGCACCUUGAACUGCUUCUAA